Messenger RNA from Ricinus communis (castor bean), 4258 nucleotides. RefSeq names its product protein NLP9. NCBI's taxonomy places the organism in Eukaryota, Viridiplantae, Streptophyta, Magnoliopsida, Malpighiales, Euphorbiaceae. The record is from RefSeq and is a predicted model, not a curated record. Gene Ontology annotation, molecular function: protein binding; DNA-binding transcription factor activity. The transcript is spliced from 7 exons. The coding region runs from base 840 to 3797 and encodes 985 amino acids.
ACUCUGGAACUACACUCGAUUGCUAAUUGCUCCCAAACGUACCCAAUCUUUUGUGGAUCUAAAAUCCAAAAUCAAAUCCUCUCUCUUCCUCUUCAAAUCUCAAGAAACAAUUAAUUUAACUCAGUAUCUUGAUUGUAAGGUGACAUCAUUCUGAAAGUAAAUCUCAAAUAAUAAUUGUUUUAAUACUAAACAAAAAGUUAGUGAUAGUUAAUUAAUUGUUGGACCACUCAACAAUUUGCAAAAACAAUAAAAUAAAAAAAUGAAAGCUUUCUAAUUAUGGUAAUCUCCAUCUCAGCGACAAACUACUUAUCUCUUUCAUGUUCGGUGUCUCCUAUUCUCAAUGAAUUUCUUAGCCUUGUUUUCUUUUCUUUUUUGAAAAAGAAAAACAUUCAGAUUUCUCUGCUCUUUCCCUCAUUUUCUUUAAUCACUUUCUCACUCUAGAUUCUUUUUGGCUUCUUGUUUAUUGAAUAGUAGCAGAUUUCCGAGGAAAAGUUGAAAAGAUCUACUCUUUCAGUGAAUUGCGGCAGCUUUGGAGAUUGCAAAAUUUGGGUGUCAUCAUCUAUGUUGAGGUUCUGUGUGCGCUAUAUGUAGGACUGAACAGAAGUGAGAUCUUGCGCUGUUAAGCUACUUCACUCUAUGAAAGGCAAAGUUGAGUUCUUUUGUCACAGAAUUUCCUUGGAAGAAAAUAUAGGGAAGUGAAAUUUUUAUGGAUAUGUGGAUGAGAUUUGUGUGUAUUCAUAAACAAAUGAGAGAGAAUAUUGGGCAGAAUUGCUCAAGAUACUUCUCUGACAUUUAGAGGGUUGGGAGAGAGUUUCUUUUCUUUGGUUAGAUAAACUAGAAUGGAAAGCCCCUUCUCAUCGAAAGAAAAGGGGAUUAAUUAUUGGGGUUCACCUAGAGCACAGGUGGAUGGAAUGGCUCAGUUGACUGGUGGUACCAGGAAUUUGAUCUCGGAGGAGGAUGUAUUCAACCAUUUCUCAGAGCUCAUGAAUUUCGAUACAUAUGCUGGUUGGUGCAACAGCCCAUCAGCGGCAGACCAGAUGUCUGCCUUUUAUGGAUUGUUGCCUUUCCAGUCAACAGCCUAUGCAUCUUUUGAUGCGUUAAAUGUUUCAGAACCGAAUUCGACCUUUUCUGUCAGUGGUGAUGCAUCUAGUACUGCUGGGGCUUCUUACAGUUGUGGAGACAAAUUUCAGCAAGCAAAUUUCCAAGUCAUUUGUCACUCGGAUGCAAUGAACACUGAUGACCUGGGUACAAAGCAGAUUAAUGGAACUCAGCGACAGAGCAACUUAUCUGAUAUCGCGAACCGUAUGAUCUCACAACCAGUUGGAUUGUCACUUGAUGAAAAGAUGCUAAGGGCAUUAUCCUUGUUGAAAGAAUCAUCUGGUGGGGGCAUUUUGGCACAAGUUUGGAUCCCAAUACAGCAUGGAGAUCAGUAUAUCAUGACCACUUUUGAGCAACCGUACUUACUCGACCAAAGUCUAGCAGGGUAUCGUGAAGUGUCGAGGACGUAUACCUUCUCUGCAGAAGUGAAACCUGGGCUUCCUCUCGGGCUUCCUGGCCGUGUAUUCAUUUCUAAAGUUCCAGAAUGGACUUCGAACGUAGCUUAUUAUAGCAAUGCUGAGUACUUGCGGGUAAAGCAUGCGCUUCAUCAUAGAGUCCAAGGUUCUAUUGCCUUGCCUGUCUUUCAGCCUCCUGAGAUGUCCUGCUGCGCUGUACUGGAACUUGUCACAGUUAAGGAGAAACCUGAUUUUGAUUCAGAGAUGGAAAGUGUUUGCCUUGCACUCCAGACUGUAAAUUUAAGAAGCACUGCACCACCUCGACUUCUUCCUCAGAGCCUCUCAAGGAAUCAAAAAGCUGCCCUAGCUGAAAUAUCUGAUGUUUUACGAGCUGUAUGCCAUGCACAUAGAUUGCCGCUUGCUCUAACAUGGGUUCCUUGCAAUUAUGCGGAGGGAACCGUUGAUGAAAUUAUAAAAGUACGUGUUAGGGAUGGUAAUUCAAGGCCUGCUGAGAAAUCUGUUCUUUGUAUUUGGCGUCAAGCUUGUUAUGUGAAGGAUGGAAAGAUGGAAGGUUUCGUGCAUGCUUGUUCAGAACAUUGUAUCGAGGAAGGACAAGGUAUAGCUGGAAAAGCGCUUCAAUCAAAUCACCCUUUCUUUUUCCCUGACGUGAAGGCAUAUGACAUAACCGAGUAUCCGCUUGUUCAUCAUGCACGCAAGUAUGGCCUUAAUGCUGCAGUUGCAAUCAGGCUAAGAAGCACUUAUACUGGUGAUGAUGAUUACAUAUUAGAGUUCUUUCUCCCGGUCAAUAUAAAGGGUAGCUCGGAACAGCAACUCUUGUUGAACAAUCUCUCAGGUACCAUGCAGAAAAUCUGUAUAAGUUUGAGAACAGUUUCAGAUGCAGACUUAGGCGGACGAGAAACUUUCAAAGUUAAUUUUCAGAAAGGAGCAGUACCAAGUUUCCCACCAAUGUCAGCUUCAAUAAGUUCUCAAACAACACUAUCUGAAGCCAACUUGAAUUCAACUGACAAGAUACCUCUUGAUGCAUCUAGUUCCAGAAAUGAUGGAGCGGAAUCAGAUGGUCCUCAUGAACAGGUGAUGAGUGCAUCAAGAAGACAGCUAGAGAAGAAGAGGAGUACGGCAGAGAAAAAUGUGAGCUUGAGUGUUCUUCAGCAAUACUUUGCAGGAAGUCUCAAAAAUGCUGCCAAAAGCAUUGGCGUUUGUCCGACAACACUGAAAAGGAUAUGCAGACAACAUGGUAUCUCCAGAUGGCCAUCCCGUAAGAUAAAUAAGGUGAACAGGUCACUAAGAAAAAUACAGACUGUACUUGACUCUGUUCAGGGUGUGGAAGGAGGACUAAAAUUUGACCCUACCACUGGGGGAUUUGUGGCAGCGGGCUCCAUAAUACAGGAGUUUGAUCCUAAACAAAGUUUUCCUUCUUCUGACAAAAAUUGUGCAGCUAGAAAUUCUGAAAAUGCCACUGUGGAUGCAGUUUCUGUACCUCCAGCUCCUUGUACUGAUGGCGGCAAUUCCACAGUUAAAGUUGAAGAGGAUGACUGCUUUAUAGAUACAUGUGCAGGAUUAUUAAUGAAAUCUAGCAUUCCCAUGAAUGCGUGCAGUGAAGAUUCCAAGUCGGUUGCAACUGAUGCUGAAAUGUUUCAAGAGGCUAGCCUUGGCUCUGGACCUUGGGCUUGCCUGGAAAAUACCCCUACAUUUGUGAAAGGAGGCAAGUGGGGUCUGGACAAGGGUAGCAUGAAAUUAGACAAUUCAGGCACUCAAUUUGUGUCUAGAAGCUCAUGCUCCUUAGCUGCUGGUGAUGAAUUGGAUACCAAAAUAGAGGGCGAAGAUGGAAUUGUAGAGCAUAACCAGCCUGCUUGCUCAAGCAUGACCGACUCUUCAAAUGGCUCUGGUUCGAUGAUGCAUGGCAGUAUAUCCAGUUCACCAAGCUUUGAGGAGGGGAAGUAUUCGAAAGUCAAAACAAGUUGUGAUGAUAGUGGAUCAAAAAUUACUAUAAAAGCUACAUAUAAAGAAGAUACAAUUAGGUUUAAGUUUGAACCAUCUGCAGGGUGUUUCCAGUUGUAUGAAGAAGUUGCAAAAAGAUUCAAAUUGCAAAAUGGAACAUUCCAGCUCAAAUAUCUGGAUGAUGAAGAAGAGUGGGUGAUGUUGGUGAGCGACUCCGACUUGCAAGAGUGCAUUGAGAUAUUGGAUUACGUUGGAACACGUAGCGUGAAAUUCCUUGUUCGCGAUACGCCUUUUACCAUGGGCAGCUCAGGCAGCAGCAACUGCUUUCUGGGAGGAAGCUCCUAGUCAGUCGUUCAGGUGAUGCUAAAAAACACAGGCAGGCAGUCAUGAUAUUCUGAGUUUUCAUGUUUGUGGCUUCUACUUCAUAAAAGUUGUACCACUAUGAAGGUUAAAAACAGUAGUAGAAUGGGCCAUAGUUUCUUUGUAGAAACUCUGCCAUCAACAUUUUUCAGAGGCAAGCAAAGUGAGGCACUGCUGUUCUCGGGCUGAAUUUAUGGCAUGGCAUACUUCUAAACAAUGAGAUUGAACUGAACUGCAGAUUGUCUGAUUGAUCGAUAAAAUUUCGAGGAUGGAAGAGGAGACGGAAUAUGAAUAUGAAUAUUUAAGGAAAAAUAUGUUCUGUAGCGCAUUAGAAGUUGAAUGUAUAGGUUUGUAUAUUGCUAGUUGUAGCGAAAAGUGGAUGUAGCAGGGGCUCUGUAUUGUAUAGUAACAUACAUAAUUAGUGGUUAUAAGCCGCUUAUUGAUUA